Molecule: messenger RNA, 2763 nt
Organism: Striga hermonthica
Lineage: Eukaryota; Viridiplantae; Streptophyta; Magnoliopsida; Lamiales; Orobanchaceae
Source: the annotation of a GenBank genome assembly
AUGAAAUUGUGUGUAAUGGUCUUGGUGGUGCUUUCGUAUUUUCUUCCAUUCGGUGGGGUGUUUUCAGCAAAUGAUUCAAUGGGUUCUGAUGUUGUGAACAUUGGAGCCAUUUUUGCAUUCAGCACUAUUAACGGGAGGGUUGCGAAAAUCGCAAUGAAUGCUGCCGUUGAAGAUGUCAACUCUGAUCCUAAAUUUCUUGGUGGGAGAAAAUUAAACCUCUCCUCAUAUGAUUCGAAUUACAGUGGCUUUCUUAGCAUUAUUGGAGGAUUGAGGUUCAUGGAGACCGACACAGUGGCAAUCAUCGGGCCCCAGGUCUCAGGCACGGCCCACAUCCUCUCCCACCUAGCAAACGAGCUACACGUGCCAAUGCUUUCGUUCACGGCCCUUGACCCCACCCUCUCCUCCCUUCAGUUCCCCUACUUCAUCCAGACGGCCCCCAAUGAUCUCCAGCAGAUGACGGCCAUAGCCGACCUUGUGAGCUUCUUGGGCUUCAAGGAAGUCGUGGUCAUCUACACAGACGAUGACCAGAGCCGGGGCACCAUAUCUGCCUUGAGCGACGAGCUAGCCGGGAGGCGCUGCAAAAUCUCCCACAAGGCCGUUCUCUCGCCCGAGACCCUGGCCAGUAGUUCCGAGAUCAUGGCCGAGCUUGUGAAAGUCUCGAUGGUCGAGUCUCGUGUGAUCGUGGUCCACGCGUAUGCUGUUGUUGGGCUCCGGGUCUUGGGCUUGGCCCACGAGCUGCGGAUGAUGUCACGGGGCUAUGUAUGGAUCGCGACAGCCUGGCUCUCGACCGUGAUCGAGUCGGACCCCACUUUUGGACAGAAGGAUGCGGGAUUCAUGCAGGGGGUUAUUGCUUUGCGGCCCCACACGCCGGAUUCCAAGCGUAAAAGGUCGUUUGUGUCUAAAUGGGGAAAAUUGAGCAACGGGUCGAUUGGGCUGACCGCGUAUGGCUUUUACGCGUACGAUACGGUUUGGACGAUUGCGAAUGCGGUUAAGUUGUUUCUCGAGCAUGGUGGGAAUAUCUCGUUCACGAACAGACCGAAUUUGUACGGGUUGGGGAGGGGAAAGUUGAAUCUUGCUGCCUUGAGCAGGUUUGAUGGGGGGAGUCGGGUUCUUGAAUACAUACUGAGGACGAACAGGACGGGCUUGACGGGCCGGGUCGCGUUCAAUGAAGAUAAAUCUGUGGUCCAGCCCGCUUUUGAUAUUCUGAAUGUGGUUGGGAAGGGUUACAGACAGGUUGGAUACUGGUCGAACUAUUCGGGCCUCUCGGUUAUGCCUCCAGAGUUUUUUUAUGACAAGAAGGCUAACCGGUCGAGCUCUAGCCAAGUUCUUGGAGAAAUUGUAUGGCCUGGUCAAACGAAGGUUAAACCGAGGGGGUGGGUUUUCCCGCACAAUGGGAGGAAGUUGAGGAUUGGGGUUCCGAACAGAUUCAGUUUCAAGGCUUUCGUGUCGAGAGAUGAGAGCACGAACGAGAUUCGUGGGUAUUGCAUUGAUAUAUUCCAAGCGGCCGUAAAAUUGCUGCCUUAUGCUGUUCCUCACACGUUCGUCUUGUUUGGGGACAAACUCAUGAACCCUAGUUACGGGAAGCUCGUGAGCAUGAUCACAUCUAAUGUCUUUGAUGCAGUAGUUGGCGAUGUUGCGAUUGUGACCGAGCGGACAAGGAUUGUGGAUUUUACACAGCCUUAUAUAGAGUCAGGCCUGGUUGUUGUUACGCCUACGAGGAAGUUGGACUCGAGCGCGUGGGCAUUUAUGCGGCCGUUCACCCCUUUGAUGUGGGCCGUCACGGGCCUGCUCUUCCUAGUUGUUGGGGUGGUGAUUUGGAUCUUGGAACACAGGAUAAACGAUGAGUUCCGUGGGCCGCCUAAGAAACAGUUGAUCACAAUUUUAUGGUUUGGCUUCUCAACUAUGUUCUUUGCACACAGAGAAAACACGAUGAGCACGCUCGGGCGCAUGGUCCUAAUUCUCUGGCUCUUUGUGGUCCUAAUAGUCACGUCCAGCUACACAGCCAGCUUAACCUCGAUCCUCACUGUCCAGCAGCUGGCUCCGUCCAUCCAGGGGAUUGAGUCCUUGAUCACGAGCAAUGACCGCAUAGGGUUCCAAGUUGGCUCAUUUGCCGAGAACUAUUUGGCAGACGAGCUCAACAUUGCCCGGUCGAGGCUGGUCGCGCUCGGCUCCCCUGAAGCCUAUGCUGAUGCCCUCAACAGUGGGAGAGUUGCUGCUGUCGUUGAUGAGCGUCCAUAUGUGGAUUUAUUUCUUUCCAAUUAUUGCACGUUUCAGGUCGUUGGGCGCGAAUUCACCAAGAGCGGUUGGGGAUUUGCAUUCCCGAGAGACUCCCCGCUCGCCACAGACAUGUCGACUGCCAUUCUAACCCUAUCUGAAAACGGGGAGCUCCAAAAGAUACGCAAGAAGUGGCUCAGCUCACAAGCCUGCACCCAACAAGGCUCGGGCUCGGACGAGUACUCGGACCAGCUUCAGCUCAAGAGCUUCUGGGGCCUCUUCCUAAUAUGCGGGAUUGCCUGCUUUUUGGCUCUGUUGGUCUAUUUCGGCACGAUGGUACGCGAAUUCAAGCGGUACUUUCCUCAUAUAUCCGAACCCUCCAAGCCAAGCAACUCGAAAUCCAUGCAGAUCAAGAGAUUCUUGUCGUUUGUGGACGAGAAGGAGGAGGAGUUGAAGAACAAGCUCAAGAGGAAACGAAUGCAAGUGGUGUCAAGGAGUGGCGCCGAGGAUCAUGGGUCCUUAAACGGGAGCCAAAGGACUAUUUAUUAA